Molecule: messenger RNA, 5529 nt
Organism: Nothobranchius furzeri (turquoise killifish)
Lineage: Eukaryota; Metazoa; Chordata; Actinopteri; Cyprinodontiformes; Nothobranchiidae
Product: CUGBP Elav-like family member 1
Biological process (GO): regulation of alternative mRNA splicing, via spliceosome; mRNA splice site recognition
Cellular component (GO): nucleus; ribonucleoprotein complex; cytoplasm
Molecular function (GO): mRNA 3'-UTR binding
Source: RefSeq, a predicted model, not a curated record
AACAUUCCUGCCGGUGGUUGGAGGGACCAGUCGCGUCUGUAUGGCAGCCACACCUCUGUCAGUGUCGGUGACUCUGGAAGGCGCUGUACAAGUGCGGGUCGGGUAGGUGAGCAGGAAGUAUGCAAUAUGAGGCUGGAACAUCAUCAUAGUGCAGUGAGGUGUCCUCUAACAGGAUAAUCUGGUGAACAGGAACCGCUUAGGAACCAGGGCUCUCUGGUGUCAUUUACUGAUGAAUGCAAGGAAGCAUGCUCCUGAUGGAGAUAAAGUGUCGGAGUAUCCAGCUCAUGCUGAAGCAGGAGUUUCUCUUCUGCUGCUCUGGUCUUCAAAUGCCUCUUCAUUUGCCUCUUUGAGGCCCUUGGAGCAUCACCUUCUUCUGCCUGAAAAAUUAUAGAAAAAAAGGACAUGGGUGCAUGAUUAAAACAGCGCUUCAUCAGUAGCAGAAUGCAACUAUGGUUCAUCAGAAGGGCUGGGCGACGUGGACCAAAACGUACAUCUUGAUAUCUUUUAGCUGAAUUCUGAUAUACAAUAAACAUCUUGAUAUUUUUCCUCCUGUAAAAUAUUCACAAGCUUAGAGCUGUGUUGAGAAAUGAUAUACAUAAUCUCAUCAGCAGAUUACAUUAUAAAGGUAUUGAUUAUUGCCAAAAAUUACGCUUAAGGUAGUUUUCCAGGAACACCACUCAGAGCAACUCGGACGACGCAGCUCGGCCCGGCCGCUGUUCCCAAGGGCACGGCUCGGCAUUUUUCCUCUACUCUCUCCUAUUUUUGGUCCCUGCUCUGUUGAGGUACCUGGCAGGGCCAACAUCAUCACUCCGGUCACAGAUUGGGUAGGGGGCGGGGUCACUGAUUGCUCCGCCUGCAGCUAUUUCCUGGUUCAGAGUCUGACAAAAAGCCAUAAAACUGAGCUAAAUGUCCAGCAACACCACCAUGUUUGUGCCGAGUUGUAUUUCUGAGGGGCAUACAAGUUACCUUAAACUAAAUGUUUUUGAACGUGGUAACAUAACUUUUGUACGUCGUACAUCCAGCCAAUCAUCUAGUGUGACAUCAUCGACAGGCGCAGGACUCCAAACCCCGCGCUCUAUGUACUUUAGACCCGUUAUGGUUAUAUGGUUUAAAUUUGCAAUGACUGGAGUUCGUUUUAAUCAUUUUCAACAACAUUUCGAUGGAUGUUUUCAGAGAUUAAUGGUAAAAAUGUGCAUUGUCACUUUAAGGAAGACAGAACGGACUUCUCCAUGUGUCUUUUGCCUCACCCACAUGCUCAGAGAUAUUCUACAUUCCUGAGAAGGCUGUGUGAACAACACCUGGACGUAUGGGGCUGAGCCGACACUACCGACUGGGCCAGAUGUUAAAAUGCCAAAAGAAUCAGAUGGUUGCAGAAAAUGGUGCAACAUCAGACCAUGACGUACGUACGCACACUCACUCAACAAGAACAGAACUGGAUUCUAAUAAAACAUGUCAAACUUCAUGGAACUUUACUAACUUGAGAAAUGAUAUAAAUCCUCAGCAGAUUGCAAUCAUAAAAAUGCAUUGAUUGUUGUUGAGCCCCGCUGUGAGGGCUGACGGUUCGUAAAACGCCAGGGCCGAAUUCUGGUCCCAGUCCACCCUGGACGAGUACAUUAACCUUCCAUUAAGGGUAGGUUGGAUUUUGCUACAUGUAAGUCUUGUGCUUCCAACAUUUAGUCUUUCAGUUUGUGCUGUAAUCCUGCAGCAGAGGUGAUUUUAUUACAUAGGAGGUUGUGUAGCAAGUAAUCACCCUAAACCAUAGUCUAGGACAUCACUCAGCUGCUGUGGUCCAAACCUCACAAAGUGAGAAACAGAACUGAAUUGCUAGUCCCUGAUAUGUCCAGUCUCAUAAUCAGGUGAGGACGAGGGAGGAGCAGCACUCCCCCUUUCAUUCCCUCUAACCAACAGGCCUUAUCACCAUCAAUCUGACACCAUGUUUAUCUGACAGUGAAGGCAAAUCUGCUGGCCUGGGAGAAAUGUAUACAAAGAGCAUUGGUCAUCAGCACUUUAAUUGUUGUAGUCCUAAAGGUCGAAUGGGCUACUGGCCCAUAUAUCCCUGCACCCCCCUUUCCACGACCCCCAUGUCAUGUUUGUCUCAGAACGUUGACGGCUAGUCUGAAGGCUGGCUGGACUUUUAUGUCUCUGUUUCUUGUUACUUAAAAGCUCGUUUCUUCAGCAAAACUCAUUUGUGUUUUAGUUUGUGAGUUUUAGUGUAUGGAGCAGUUUGCAGGGAGUUGUUCUGCUCAUUUGUUUGUUUUUUAACUCAUUAUAAGCAACUCCUAGUCAGCUGAGCUCUACCAGGACAUGUUAAAUGAGUAGUGUCUCAUUCUUGUUAUAAAAGAAGACAAAGACGAGCUUUUGCUAACAUGGCCUCUUUUAAACUGGAUUUUCUCCCAGAGAUGUUGGUGGAUCAUUGCUCUUUGAGUCCUAAUCCCAGUGGAAAGAAGAUUCAUGGAUCUCUGGACCAUCCUGACCAGCCGGACAUUGAUGCCAUCAAGAUGUUUGUGGGACAGAUUCCACGGUCUUGGGCUGAGGAUCAACUUCAAGAGCUCUUUAACCCUUACGGAGCAAUCUAUGAGAUUAAUAUCCUACGAGACCGGAGUCAAAAUCCACCACAGAGCAAAGGCUGCUGUUUUAUAACAUUUUACACCCGCAAAUCUGCCCUGGAAGCACAGAAUGCGCUGCACAACAUGAAGAUCUUGCCUGGGAUGCACCACCCAAUCCAGAUGAAGCCAGCUGACAGUGAGAAAAUAAAUGCAGUGGAGGACAGGAAGCUCUUCAUUGGAAUGAUCUCCAAAAAAUGUAAUGAAAAUGACAUCCGACUGAAAUUCUCUCCAUAUGGACAGAUAGAGGAGUGUCGGAUUCUACGAGGCCCUGAUGGACUCAGCCGUGGAUGUGCGUUUGUAACAUUCACAGCUCGACAGAUGGCCCAGUCAGCCAUCAAGUCCAUGCAUCAGAGUCAGACCAUGGAGGGCUGUUCAUCUCCCAUUGUGGUGAAGUUUGCUGACACUCAGAAAGACAAGGAGCAGAAACGCCUGGCUCAGCAGCUCCAGCAGCAGAUGCAGCAGCUUUGUGCAUCAUCCAUGUGGGGAAGCUUGUGUGGCAUCAACAGCAUAGGGCCACAAUGCCUAGCACUUUACUUGCAGUUACUACAGCAGGCGACCUUCACAGGGAAUGCACUCAGCAGUCUGCACCCAGUUUCAGGUCUUAUCACUGUGCAACAUCUGGCUGCUCUAGCAGCGGCAGCAACAGGUGCACAAGGAACUUCUUCAAAUUCCAGCAACAUGAUGACAUCUACUAGUUCACUCAGUGCAUUAACAGGCUCAGGUGGGAAAACUGAGCUGUCUGAUUGGCUAAGGCUACAUCAAGACCCAUUACAGCGCGAGGUCACAAGUGCACGCUGUGCUGUCCUUGCUCCUUCAGGUAUGGCAGGACUGAACAGCAACCUUGCAGCUGGAGGUCUUUCUAAUGGCUCAGCUAAUUCAAUGGAGGCAUUGAGCCAGGCCUACUCAGGUAUGCAGCAGUAUGCUGCUGCCUUCCCCAACCUGUACAACCAGUGCUUAUUGUCUCAGCAAAAUUCAUCAGCUGCUGGAAGCCAAAAGGAAGGUCCAGAGGGUGCAAACCUGUUCAUUUACCACCUACCACAGGAGUUUGGAGACCAGGAUCUGCUGCAGAUGUUUUUACCUUUUGGAAAUGUGGUGUCUGCAAAAGUCUUCAUUGACAAACAGACAAACCUCAGCAAAUGUUUUGGCUUUGUGAGCUACGACAACCCAGUGUCUUCACAAGCAGCCAUCCAGUCCAUGAAUGGUUUCCAAAUUGGGUUGAAAAGAUUGAAGGUGCAGCUGAAGCGUUCGAAAACCGACAUCAAGACGUACUAAAGCUUUUAGGCAGGGCGGCACUGUAGUCCUACUGAAACCAGCUUAAACUGGUUCAUUCAGCUCUUUACCCGUUUCUUGUUAACUUGUUAAAACAAACGGCCAAUGUCACAGUUUUCUUUUUCAUUGUUUCAUUUUUUAUCAAGUAAAACAAGUUACAUCCAAGUUUACAUUGUGUGAUUUUGCUGUGCCAUGACUUCCUUUUCAGAUGUGUUGCUUGUUAUCUAUUGAAUGAUAAUCUGUGUAUUCAUUUGUUUUCCCGCCGGCCACACAGAAUAAAAACGUUUUUUUAAAGCUGCCAGCAGGAAUCAGUCAUUUCUCUAACUUUUCUGUUCCAAAGUUUGUGGGGGGAAACUUUAUCAGCGUGUGCAAAGCCCAGUUUAAAACUAUUAAUUUUAGAACUUGUUGUUUCUUUUUUAUCUUUUUACAUCCCAGUAAACACAAUAAGGGUUCGUCAUUGUAAUCUGUUGUGACAAACCAGAAAAAGAGCAAAUGAAUUGGCUUUUUGGAGUUCUGAACCUACAGGGCAAGUCACCAAAUUUAACAGAAGUGUCAUUCAUACAUGCAAAUUUAUGUAUUUAACUUAAGAAAACCUCACCUGUUACAUCCUUUUGCGAUGCCAUUUUAUUCUGUAAUGUCUAAAAACACUCCAAUCACCUGUUUUCUAUCAGUGUUGGUUCAGUGGAAUUGUAGCUUUGUCUCGUGUGUUGUCUGUGCACGUAUCGGACCCGUAAAAUGUACUCUAUGGAGGAUUUAGGAUUGAAUUAAUUGGUAAUUGGAGUUACUGGUUGUAAAUAUUUUAAACACGUCAAAGCUGACCCACUUUCUUAUAGGAUGGGGUGUUGAAUCAUCUAUUUUGGACAGUCUCCUACAUAUUUAAUGGGAAGGGGACUCUAACACUCGUUUGUGUUUGUAACUCUGCUAGUUAUUUAUUAUAUGUAUGUAUUUAUACUAUAGAUUUAAUUUGACAUUCUAAAAAUCCAUUCUCGUCAAUCCCAUACUGUAAGAAAAUCUAUUCCAUUAAGUAAAAUGUCCUCGUAUUCCUUCCCACCUCUAAAGGUUUAUCAUAUCAUUGUUUUGCAAGGAAUACGUUUUGUUGCUUUGUUUUGUGUCGGAUAGUUAGGACUCUGCUUCCAACAGCAUGUUUUAGAUCUUCUGUUUUGUUUGAUUUAGUCACGAAUCCCUUCUGCAGACGCUAACGACGGCUGGAGAGACAUUUCUCACUGCGAGGAGAUACGUUUUGCGUUUGGUUCUACUAAACAGACACCAGAGGUGCUAAAAACAAGCCCAAACUGUCCCUUUAAAUAAAACGCUGGUUUAAUGUAAGUUUGUAGAUCGGUCAGUAAGUUCACACAUUUGACAUCAUUUUCUGUGGCUAAAUAAACUUAAAAAACAAAGAAAUACGAGGAGCCGUUUGAGAGCUGAAAGAGCCGGAGUUCCCGUCACUGCUGGCAGAAUAAAAACCCGUAGGUAGAUGACUCCUGCCGACAUGCUCAGUCGUCUCCAUGGCUGCGAGUUCUGAUGAAGUACACCGGUCAAAACGUGUAAACUCAUAACACAACCUUACGUCCGAAUGGAAACAGAACCUCAUUAAGUAUUUAAGAAGAGAUGUUUGUUUCAACAUGAUAUCAGAAAGAGACUGUUUGUUUCAACA